UGGCUCAGGCAGCUCUUGCAUUCAGUUGUCCGCCUUUAUAAUGUAGCCAGGACGUCACAGCCAUGCACUGUAACACAAGAAGUUAAAGAGGCAGAGGGGAAGCAGCCACCCCUCAACUUCUAGCCCUUAACAAAGGCAGAGGCAGGCAGGGAUCUGUCAGGAGAAACAGGCGCCGAGAGGAGAGGAAAACACAACUGGGGGGGCUCGGAGAGAUCCAGGGAGGCGCAAUUAAUGGAGGAGGAACGUUUUGAGGAGGCGAGGGAGGGGGCAGUUGAGCUCAGGCGGCCCCAGCGCUGCCCUAUUGGAUUACGUGGGGAUCUCGUUGCUGGUGAAGCAUAGUGGCGUGCAAGGCCCUUCUUUCUGUCUGGCCAAAUUUCUGUCCUUGGUUACAUGCCGACAACCUCAUUGAAAUUGGAGGGGUGUAACUAAGGGUGCUUAUUGCCAUCCGCUUCCAGAACAUACAUGAAUAAAGUGACAGCCCAGACUCUUUCGAGCAAUUGAUAGGGGAAACUUUAACCUGAGAAUGAAGAGGUAAACACUCAUCAGAACCGUAUGAUUGAAACCACAGCCCAGCCCUCUGCUGUUGGACAAGGCUUUGUCCUUUUGCCCUGUACGACCGAUGUUGCAGUAGUUCAGAUGGAUCGCAGCAAGGAGGUAGAGAUGGAAUUACGAAGAUCCUCUAGUCCUAGCAAGAUAAACAAGAACGACGUUGAUGGAGACAAGUCCAUGUGCCACAGCUGCUGCAUCUGUGGCAAGAGUUUUCCUUUUCAGAGCUCCCUGUCUCAGCACAUGAGGAAGCACACAGGAGAGAAGCCCUAUAAAUGUCCUUACUGCGACCACAGAGCCUCCCAAAAGGGCAAUCUGAAGAUACACAUUCGGAGUCACAGAACAGGCACUUUAAGUCAGGGGCAUGAGGUGGAGAUGGGAGAAGCACAGCUUGGAGAGAUGGGAGUCUCAGAAGGCCUUGACGGAUGCACCAGCCCCACCAAAAGUACAUCUGCCUGCAACAAGAUUCUGAAUGGGGCAACCCAGGCAGACAACAGCAAGAUUUUAUUGAGAAGCAGCAAGAAGGAGGUUGUCACCGAGGCACCACCUGCAGAAGAUGGCAAGCUACCCACUUAUCUGUGCAACUUCUGCAAAAACAAGUUUGAGAGAAAGAAAGACCUGGAACAGCACCUACAUCAAGUCCAUAAGCCAUACAAAUGCAGGCUUUGUAACUACAUGACAUUAAGAGAAGAGACGCUGUUAAACCAUAUAGAGAAAGACCAUAUUACAGCUCAAAUUCCAAACGGGGAAGCUUACACUGAGAAUUGCAAGAGUGAGCUGAAUGCAGGGGAAUUUCCUUGUGAAGUCUGUGGUCAGGCCUUCAGUCAAACCUGGUUUCUCAAAGCUCACAUGAAAAAGCAUAGAGGAUCGUUUGAUCAUGGAUGCCACAUUUGUGGCAGGAGAUUUAAAGAGCCCUGGUUUCUCAAAAACCACAUGAAAUCACACGGUCCAAAGACGGGGAGCAAAAACAAACCAAAAAAUGAUUUAGAGCCCAUAGCCACUAUUAAUAAUGUGAUUCAGGAGGAAACAAUUGUGACUGGCUUAUCUCUGUAUGAAGUUUGCACCAAGUGCGGGAAUCUGUUUACAAAUAUGGAAAGCCUAAAAGCACAUAAUGCUGUACACUUCAGAGCUCAAAGAAGCAGUAUUGAGAACAAAGGUGAGGGGUUAAUUGAUGGAAGCCCAGAUCCAUCUGUAAAUAAGCAAUUUUUCUUACAGUGCCUGAAUCUGAGGUCUGCUGUAGGGAUAGAUAGAGUUACAAGAGGACAGCCUGGAAAAAGGGUAGCUGAGCUGGAUCCAGUCAGUAGCUACCAGGCCUGGCAGCUGGCCACCAAAGGAAAAGUAGCAGAGCCUUCUGAGUAUGUAAAAUAUGUGGGAUGGGAUGAAGUCCUUGCUGAUGCAGAUGUGACUUAUGACAAGGAUAAAAGAGAAUAUAUUCUGGUCAGCCAGGAGAAGCGCAAGCGAGAUCAGGAUUCACCCAGCUCCUCCAGCAACCCCAAGAAGAAAAGCUGUGUCAGUGGGCGCUUGGAGAAGAACAGCAAUGUGCAACAAGGAGAAAACUGUAUCCUUGCUCAGAGUGACCUGGACUACAGACCCUCCUCAAGGCAGAGUAGAAGGGCAUCCCAAAACAAGUCCACUGAGUGCUUUGAGUGUGGAAAGAUUUUCCGCACGUACCACCAAAUGGUGCUCCAUUCGCGGGUGCACAGGAAAGAACGCAGGAGCUGCAGUGAGAGUGGGACCAUUGCUCAGCCAGACCGGUAUGGAUCCAGCAGUGAAGAAGGGGAUUCUGGUUCUGUUAGUGGGCCAAGCACUCCCGGCUCAGCGUCUGCCCCAGAAGAUUCUGUGACCUCUGGAAUGGGUGAGGAGGGUGCUGAGGACAGCUUUGAGGAAGGAGUACCUGAACCAUCACUAGGUAAAAAGCCAUACCACUGCAGUUUUUCUGAAGAGGGGGCACCAAUGGUAACAUCUCGGGUAGAAGAGCUUUCUAAAUUUGGAAGUGACAAUGCCAGAGAAAAAGAUGCCAAUGAAUCUAAACCAGAGCUAUCAACUUUGGUAUCUACCCUGGAAAAUAAUAUCAAACGGCCUUUUCCAAAGUAUGAAGCUCAGAGAAAUUCUUCAGACUUAAAGUUGCCAGCUUUUCAACCCAGCCAAGAGCUUCCUUGCUCCAGGAGCACUGCUGACUUUGCUUCAGGAGUGGGCCAGACACCUUUAGAUGCAGCAGUAGACUUGAAAAACUCAUUGGAAAAGCAGGCUAGUCACCCUAAAGAAAAUUUCUCAGACUUGCACAAGGAGCACCCUGUUCUCGAAAAAGGUAGAGAGGCACAAGAAAUGGUUCCACUAGACUUAAGUGAAAAAUCAACGAGGGCUGAUUCAUGCAAUAAGGGCUUUACCUCAUCUUCGCAGGCUGAUUUGAUUGUCCACCCAUGUCCUUACUGCAAUCAUAAGACCUAUUACCCUGAAGUCCUGUGGAUGCACAAAAGAAUUUGGCACAAAGUCAGCUGUAACUCGAUGGCUCCACCAUGGAUUCAACAAAAUGGAUUCAAGAGUAUAAAAAACAACUUGGUUUUUCUGGCAAGAAGUGGACGCACUGGUCCUCCUCCUUCCCUUGGUGGUAAAGAAUGCCCACCUUUGCCUGUUGCCAGGUUUACACGCACUCAAGUACCAAGUGCGUUGCCAGGAUCCAAAAGCAAUUCUUCCCCUGUUGGGAUGACUAUAAAGCCUGGUAGUAUACAUCAGUCUAAGGACAGCCAUUCAUUUGGCCACUGCGGUCCACGGUCAUCAGGUCUUGAUGGGUACAGGCAGCCCAAAUCAAACCAUACCCAGGAGCAACAUAGCAUAGCAGUACAACAGCCUCAGCUUAAAGCUAAAUAUGAAGUAAAUGCUAAACUGAUGCAAGCGGGAAGCUUUAGCAGAAGCCUAACACCCACUCAGACAGUCGUAUCAAGGCUCACCUCACAGCCUGCCAACAGUAAACAGGUGGAGAAGUAUAUGAUUCCCCAGGGAAGUGCUGGUUUUCCCCCUUCAAGUAAGCAUUGUGCAUCUGACCCCAUAAAAGCCAAAUUCAACCCGCCGCCUCAGUAUCACCCUUUGUGUAAAACUGAGCAGUACAAUAAACAUGAAGAUCUGUCAGUGCCUCAAUGGGAAUCUCACACCAAGGCUGGGAAUGAGAUGAGGACACUGGCAAACUGCACAACAGGAGCAAGAGCAAGUCCACUAAUGCAGCCUCAGCCUAGCACAGCAGGAGCUUCUCCAGCUUUACACCCCAUCAAACAAGAACCAGCAUCAGAGGGGCAUGAGAAACGUUUGGACAUUUUUUUUAAGACCUACAUUCCAAGGGACCUUGCUUCAUUGUACCAAACCUGGGGUGCCAAUAGCCCUGUGCUGGAUCAUGCAGGGAUGCUUAGGACACAAACACGCCAAGGAGACUAUGUCUGCAUAGAAUGUGGAAAAUGCUUUAACCAGCACAGUCACUUCCGGACUCAUAUGAGGUCCCACACAGGGGAGAGACCAUUCCAAUGCAGAUAUUGUCCAUACAGUGCCUCUCAGAAAGGGAACCUAAAAACACAUGUGCAGUGUGUGCACCGGGUACCCUUUGACAACACCCAGUACCCUGAUCGGCGAUUCCAACAACCUCAAAACGAUGAUCCCAACAGCCCUAUAGAAGAACAGCUGGAAAACUUCCCUAUAAGCCAUCAAAUCUCUGGAGUCACUGUGCUAGAGUGAAAACAGUGCUCUGCUAGAAUGGAGAUGCCUCUGCACUGUUAAUCAUUUUAAAAUAAAUGAAGAUGCUACACAAGAUAUAUAUAAAUUGACGUACUAAUCAGUCCCAUGGUUCCUUAUUUCCUUUGUAAUAAACAGUGGAGUUGGCAAGCAUUGUGGCAGUGCAAGGCAUCUAUAUUAAUCAAGAUAAGUUUGAGACACUGGAAUAAUUAAACUGUAUGUGAUUUGGACAGCGUGAAGAAUUUAAGUACUGUAACAAAAACCUCCCUGAUGCUCAGAAUGACUAUUUGAUACAUUUGAAAAACAGCAGUGGAUUUGGGGGCCGAACAAGUAUUAAUUAAUGAAACUGCUACUGCUUGUCAUGCGGAAAAGUAAACUUUUAAAAAGGAGGAGUGUGAGGGGGAAAGAGGUAGCAUUUGGUGCUUUGGAGAGCAGUGCUUGAUGAAGGACUAAAGAGAAGACCAUCAUUCUACAAUGGUUUGUUUCAUUACAGUUGGGGACCACUUGCAUUUCUAAGUCUCUUGUUCUUGACUGCGCACCAUUAAUAGUAUGUGAAUAUGGAAAUUGAAACACUUCCACAGAAAUGCUUAUAUUCUGCUUUGGAAAAGAAAAAGCUGGUUCAACACUAAGAAAAACAGGCUUUGGUGUUUUACUCUCAGGACCUUUUUUGUAACAGGGCUACUUUCUUUGACCUGAUCACAAAGGAAGUCUGCACAUUUUAAAAAAUUAUUCAGCUGUUUAAAGCCGCUGAUCUGUACGUUUUUAAUAGAAAAGGAGUCGCUGAACAAGUUCAGGCUGACCUAGGCCCUUAGGGUACUGUACACUCCUGUAUUUUUGUUCGGCAAGCCAGUUACCCUUCCUUUCUGGGCUUGGUGACAUUUUGAAAAGCUGAGUAACUUCUUUUGUGGUGGCAGGUUAAUGUUCAUAUAAUGUGUCAUGUCUUCUAUUUGGUGAUCACUGGUGGUGUUAGGGGGGAAAAAGAGCUUUAUAUACCUCUUCUACAGUAACUCUUUUAAAUGCAAGUUUUCAAGGUGGAGGUUGUGGCACAUAGGUUGGUAAACCAUGAAGUGUAAGCAAUUAAAAAAAUGUAUUCCACAGAUAUAAAUAUUUUCUUUUCUCAUUGCUGUGACACUAUGUGUGAUGGUAAUAUUUCUGAGAGUUUCAGAUUUUGCACAUAUAAUUUUAUGCAUUAUCAAAAAUUACUGCUGCCUUGAAAGAAAAUGUUCUGUGAAAUUUUUUGCAAAAGCUUUAGUAGGUUUUUUUUUUAAUUGUAACAUUUUGUAAAGGCAGGAAAUGGAUUAAAAAAAAUCGCAUGCUAAUUAUAUUUUUCAAAAAAAGCAAUAAUUUUACAUGUACAGAAAUGAUGCUAACCUUUAAUACCGGCGAGAGCAACAGUUUACUUAAUACGAUAAUGGAAUAGUGCUGUUUUUGUAGUAAAUGGGCUUCUGACACAAAGAUUUGUUUAAAAAAAAAAACAAAAACCAUAAAGCGUGAUUUUUUCUGUUCUAACAAUUUUUUUUUGUUUGUUUGCUUGGGUUUUUUUUAGGGUUUUUUUGUUUGUUUGUUUUUAAACCUAGUCAAUAAUUGGUUCUGGCUACUACUUGUUACUUGUUGUGAAUUACUUGACAGUUCUUGUUACUUUGCAACACUCGCAAACAUGCAAAUAUAACUUUCUUACGUAAUUUUUUUUACUAAUUUUUUCUCAUACUUUUACACCAGAUGUAUACCAGAAUUCUCUGUAGUCCUGGUGUAGUUAGGAAUGUCUGUGCAAAUACUUACAAGUGACUGUCAUUGACUGUUUUGUAAAGUUAUUUUGAGGGAAGUCGCCAGACACAUUCCACUGUGUACACGAACACAGACACAUGCACACAAAAUUGCUGUGUGGAUUAAUGAUUGAUCAUCAUUUUGGGGUUUGCACUAGCUUUUUUUUUUUUUUUUUUUUGGUUGCUUUCUGAGUCAUAUUUUUCUUGGAUGAAAGUAAUGAUGACAGUUCAGGAAUGCACAAAAGCUAGUUGCUUAUCCUAUUUGUUUGUGUUUUAGUUAUUAAAAUCUCUUCUGUACCCAAAAUGGCACAAAAGUGUAGUGUACAUUUGUAAUUUUUUUUUUAUUUUUUCCUGUUAUGCAAGCUGAUAUGGAAAAUCAUAGUUAAUAUUUAGAGCAAAUGUUGCUUUCUGGAACCUUUUUUCCAGCGUACCUGACAGAGGAGAGGAUAGUGCUGUCGCUGCCAUUACCAGGGUACUAAUCAGCAAAGUUACAAUCAUAAUUUACCUACAUGAAGAACAACAGUAAGGGAAAUCAGUUUAAAUAAUUAUAUGCUGUGUAUAGCACAGAAAUGAGAUUUUCACAUAAUUAAACAAGGAAUGGGAGGAGUGGGUUGGGGAAAGCCAACCUCAAAGACCAGCCAUUUUCAGAUGUGAGUCCUAGGUUUUCUUGUUCCUUCUUUAUCAUUGUAUUGUAUUGAUUUUUUAAUUCAGUUAGACCAUAAUAUUUAAAAUGAUUUGUGUUCCUUAUUUAUUUAGUUAAUUGGUUUUGAUCAGCUUUUUUAAACAGCAUGAUGAUUUUUUAGCAUGACACACUCCUGUAAGCCAUCUUCUGACUGUUACAGACUUUCUACUACCUCUACAAAUCUACUGUUUCCUCUCCUUGACAGGUUUUUACAGUGUUGCAGUCUAAUGUAACUUAGCCAAUAAAGGGUAUGAUUAUCUAUACUGCA
Caretta caretta (loggerhead turtle) is the source of this 6976-nucleotide messenger RNA. It is a transcript of the gene ZNF516, whose product is annotated as zinc finger protein 516. Gene Ontology annotation, molecular function: DNA-binding transcription factor activity, RNA polymerase II-specific; RNA polymerase II cis-regulatory region sequence-specific DNA binding. The record is from RefSeq and is a predicted model, not a curated record. Gene Ontology annotation, biological process: regulation of DNA-templated transcription. Lineage: Eukaryota; Metazoa; Chordata; Testudines; Cheloniidae. Gene Ontology annotation, cellular component: nucleus.